Molecule: messenger RNA, 3454 nt
Organism: Fragaria vesca subsp. vesca
Lineage: Eukaryota; Viridiplantae; Streptophyta; Magnoliopsida; Rosales; Rosaceae
Exons: 14
Coding region: 69-3140 (1023 amino acids)
Biological process (GO): lipid metabolic process
Source: RefSeq, a predicted model, not a curated record
AAAUGCCGAGUCUCCAUCGCCGCGCCUCUUCGUGAUCUUAGUCCUGAUUUUGGGAAAACCAAAGAGAAAUGGAAUCGGUACAAAGCCGAGUGGAGUCAUGGCUGAGGGAGCAGCGUGCCAAGCUCUGGAAGGUCUCGUGGGGCCCCCUCGGACAGUGGCGGAUGAUGAAGUGGCCUUGGCUUCUUAACGACGGCGACCGCCAGCAGCGCAAGAGGAUCCACGAGGAGUACGAGCGUCGCCGCAAGCAGCUCCACGAUCUCUGCGCCGCCGUCAAGGCCGACUCCGUCUCCGACUUGCAGGACAUCCUCUGCUGCAUGGUCCUGUCCGAGUGCGUCUAUAAGAGACCUGCUUCGGACUUGGUUCGCGCUGUGAAUAAAUUCAAGGCUGAUUUCGGAGGACAUAUUGUUGCGUUGGAGCGUGUGCAGCCUUCUUCUGAUCAUGUUCCUCACAGUUACUUGUUGGCGGAAGCAGGUGAUACAUUGUUUGCUUCCUUCAUCGGAACUAAGCAGUACAAGGAUAUGAUGACUGAUGCGAACAUACUGCAAGGCGCUAUAUUUCAUGAGGAUCCUGUGGAGGAUGCGGAUGGGACUGAGACAAAUAAAACUAAUCCACCUGGAGGACGUAAAGGAAAUGGAGAGAAUUCGUUUAAUCCUCUUGAAUCAAAGACAAAGCAAGUGAAUAAUAAAGCUAAACCCGCUGCUCAUCGGGGGUUCUUGGCUCGUGCUAAAGGUAUACCUGCUCUGGAGUUGUACAGACUUGCUCAAAAGAAGAAACGAAACCUUGUAUUAUGUGGACACUCACUUGGUGGAGCAGUAGCAGUAUUAGCUACCCUUGCUAUUUUGAGGGUUGUUGCUGCUUCUUCUUCAUCUAAGGAUAAUGAAACUGUUCGAGUCAAAUGUAUUACAUUUUCCCAGCCCCCUGUUGGAAAUGCAGCUUUAAGAGAUUAUGUUAAUAGAGAGGGGUGGGAGCAUUACUUCAAAAGUUACUGCAUUCCAGAAGAUCUGGUUCCCCGCAUCUUGUCUCCUGCUUACUUUCACCAUUAUAAUGCACAACCUCUUUCAAUGCCUGCUGGAAAUGAAACUACUAAGAAAUCCAUGGUAAAAAGUGAAGAAACAGUAGGAAAACGUAAAGUAAAUGAGGGGGAGCAGUUGGUUCUGGGUGUGGGACCUGUACAGAGUUCUAUCUGGAGACUUUCAAGGCUUGUUCCUUUAGAGGGUGUAAGAAGACAGUUUAACAAAUACAAAGGAAGGAAAGUUGAAUAUGUCGAAACAUCUUCUCAGUUGGAUUCUGUUGCAACAAGUAUAGUAGACGAUGACAUAGUUGAACCAGAGUCUCUUGAAAUCCAAGAGGGUUCUGAUGGUAUAUCUCUUAAGCCCAUCGCUGACAUUGCUAAAGAAGUAGCAGAUGUGGAGUCAAAUGGAAAUUUAGCUAGUAAAAGCACCACUGGAAGUGGGGAUGUAAAGAGAUGGCGUAGAGUGCCUUCUUUACCUUCAUACGUACCAUUCGGAGAGCUUUAUCUCUUGGAAAAUUCAUCAGUGAAGUCACUAUCAGAUGCAGAGUACUCGAAGUUGACAUCGGUCAAAUCUGUGAUUGCGGAACUGAGGGAAAGAUUUCAGUCACAUUCAAUGAGGUCGUAUAGGUCUCGGUUCCAAAGAAUCUAUGACCUGUGCAUGAGAGAUGAUACCUCACCUUUUUCGGGAAUAGAGCAACAACAGUUUCCGCAUCUACAGCAAUGGCUUGGUCUUUCAGUUGCAGGAAAUGUGGAGCUUGGGCAUAUUGUUGAGUCUCCAGUUAUUCGUACAGCUACAUCAGUUGCUCCUCUUGGAUGGAAUGGCAUACCUGGUGGGAAAAAUGGAGAUCCAUUAAAAGUUGAUAUCACUGGUUUUGGAUUGCAUCUGUGUACGCUUGUUCACGCCCAAGUGAAUGGUAACUGGUGUUCAACUACAGUAGAAUCCUUUCCUUCAACCCCAACUUACUCUUCAGAUUAUGGAGAGAAACCGGGACUACAAAAAAUGCGAGUUUUAAUUGGAGCUCCAUUAAGACAGCCACCUAAGCAUCAAAUGGUAGCAGAUUCAUUGUUGCAUGUGUUUCCUUCUAUUGAUCCCAACUCAACUCCUCUUAAUAGGGAGCACAUAUCAGGACCAGAAAAGUCUAUUUGUCCUGAAGGUCUAAGCGACUUUUUCAUAUUUUGUACCAGUGAUUUUACCACGGUUUCUAAAGAGGUUCAUGUGAGAACUCGUAGGGUGCGGUUACUUGGCCUUGAGGGUGCCGGUAAGACAUCUCUUUUCAAGGCCAUAUUAUCUCAAGGCAGGAUAACCAAUAUUUCCCAUAUUGAAAAUCUGCUUCCAGAAGCUGAUGUCCAAGAAGGUAUUUCUGGUGGCUUGUGGUUCUGCGAUUCAGCAGGGAUAAAUUUGCAGGAGCUGAAUUUGGAGGCCACUCGUCUCAGGGAUGAACUCUGGACAGGAAUUCGUGAUCUUAGUCGAAAGACGGACUUGAUUGUACUUGUUCAUAACCUGUCUCAUAGAAUACCUCGCUGUAAUGACUUGAGUGGAUCACAGCAAAAGCCGGCCCUUUCACUUCUACUGGAUGAGGCUAAAUCUGUUGGAAUACCCUGGGUUCUUGCUAUAACAAACAAAUUUUCUGUCAGUGCUCAUCAACAGAAAACAUCAAUUGAUGCUGUUGUCCAGUCUUAUCAAGCAUCUCCAAGUAGCACUGGAGUUAUCAAUUCCUGUCCAUAUGUUAUGCCCAGUGCUGCAAGUACUACUUUCUUAUGGGGUGCCAGCGUUGGAGAUGCUGAUGGGAGGUCAGGCGCACAAAAGCUUCUCUUUGCUCCCAUCGAUUUUGUCAGGAGGCCUUUUCAGAAGAAAGAAAUCAUACUCCCAGUUGAGGGUGUCAAUACUCUUCGUCAAAUAGUUCAUCACAUUCUUCGUAGCCGUGAGGAAGAAUCCUUACAGGAACAUGCAAGAGAUAGGCUUUUGGUUGAAUUGUCACGAGAUCGUGCAUUGGCUAUGAAUGCAAGUGAUUCUAAAGCCAAGGAAAAUUCAGUUUCAGCUGCAACUGUAGGAGCUUCCGUUGGAGCUGGUCUUGGCAUUGUUUUAGCUGUUGUCAUGGGAGCAGCAUCUGCCUUGAGGAAGCCUUAGAAACUGCCCUGCGGAGAAAGAAAUAGUAAAAGAUAUCUCUGCUUGAGGAAUUAUUUAUAGGGAAGAUCUCCCUUGUUUCAAGUUACUGCUAGGGGAUUAUAGGCCAUUUGUUCAUUUUGCUCCAUUAGAGGCUAGAAAACUAAUUUUUGUAGAUGGGAGAAAGUUAUUAGUGCUUUCUGGUUCAGAAUGUAUAGCAAUUCUUUAUAAAUCUGUUGAGGAAAUAUGUAUUUAUUUCAGCCUUUCAGGUAACCUUUUGUACAGUUCCAUCACUUUGUAUGAAAAAAUAAAUUACAUUGCUGGUCAGGUUCACCCCC